GGUUUUUAUUAAUAACGCGAAGUUAGCUGCAGAAUUUGGCGGGAUAGCGUCAGUUUGUUACACACUAACAAAAACGCCGAAAAUUUCUUUAAUUGGGUCCAAUGGGGGAUAAAGGAGACGCGGAAACGUUCGAUGACGCUGUUGAGGAGCGCGUUAUAAACGAAGAGUACAAAAUAUGGAAAAAGAACACUCCAUUUCUCUACGAUUUAGUGAUGACCCAUGCCCUCGAGUGGCCCUCGCUCACCGCACAAUGGUUACCGGAUGUAACACGACCCGAUGGAAAAGACCACUCGAUACAUCGUUUAAUUUUGGGUACUCACACUUCGGAUGAGCAAAAUCACCUUUUAAUAGCCAGCGUGCAACUUCCGAAUGAAGACGCUCAGUUCGAUGCUUCACAUUACGAUAACGAAAAAGGUGAAUUUGGCGGUUUCGGCUCGGUUUCCGGUAAAAUUGAGAUUGAAAUAAAAAUAAAUCACGAAGGGGAAGUGAACAGGGCGAGGUACAUGCCUCAAAAUCCGUGUGUGAUAGCCACUAAAACACCGUCAAGCGACGUUUUGGUUUUCGAUUAUACAAAACAUCCGAGUAAGCCUGAUCCAAGCGGAGAAUGUCACCCGGAUUUGCGUUUAAGGGGCCACCAAAAGGAAGGUUACGGUUUAUCGUGGAAUCCGAAUUUAAAUGGUUAUUUAUUAUCGGCGAGUGACGAUCACACAAUCUGUUUGUGGGACAUCAACGCAACACCGAAAGAUAAUCGAAUAAUUGAUGCCAAAACUAUUUUUACCGGACACACGGCUGUUGUGGAAGACGUCGCUUGGCAUUUACUUCACGAAUCGUUGUUCGGAUCAGUCGCCGACGACCAAAAAUUAAUGAUUUGGGACACGCGGUGUAAUAACACAACAAAACCUUCGCAUACAGUCGAUGCUCAUACGGCCGAAGUGAAUUGUUUGAGUUUUAAUCCGUACUCGGAGUUUAUUUUAGCAACUGGAAGUGCAGAUAAGACCGUGGCACUUUGGGAUUUAAGAAAUUUAAAGUUGAAAUUACACAGUUUUGAGUCACAUAAAGAUGAAAUCUUCCAAGUUCAAUGGUCGCCACAUAACGAGACUAUUUUAGCUUCAUCCGGUACCGAUAGGAGACUUCAUGUUUGGGAUUUAAGUAAAAUAGGGGAAGAACAAACUCCAGAGGAUAACGAAGAUGGGCCACCUGAAUUAUUAUUUAUUCACGGUGGACACACAGCGAAAAUUUCAGAUUUUAGUUGGAAUCCCAAUGAACCGUGGGUUAUUUGUUCUGUAUCCGAAGAUAAUAUUAUGCAAGUUUGGCAAAUGGCUGAAAAUGUUUAUAACGAUGAUGAUCCGGAUCAAGCUGUUUCCGAUAUGGACGCAGCUCCAAGUUAAAUCCUUUUUUUUAUUAAAACUUUAGUGUUUAUAUUUAAUUUCAUUUUUCCCAUUAGUUUUUUUGUCUUUCUUUUAGUUUUAGUUUAGAUAAUUUCGAAGUUAAUAUUGAGGUUAGUUUGUAAUUAAUUUUAAUCGAAAUUUUUUCUAUAAUUAAAAUAAAAGUGUGGAUUAAAAAGACA
This is a messenger RNA of Onthophagus taurus, 1567 nucleotides long. It is a transcript of the gene Caf1-55, whose product is annotated as chromatin assembly factor 1 p55 subunit. The record is from RefSeq and is a predicted model, not a curated record. NCBI's taxonomy places the organism in Eukaryota, Metazoa, Arthropoda, Insecta, Coleoptera, Scarabaeidae. Gene Ontology annotation, molecular function: protein binding.